Molecule: messenger RNA, 1198 nt
Organism: Camponotus floridanus (Florida carpenter ant)
Lineage: Eukaryota; Metazoa; Arthropoda; Insecta; Hymenoptera; Formicidae
Product: cell division cycle protein 123 homolog
Exons: 6
Coding region: 159-1136 (325 amino acids)
Cellular component (GO): cytoplasm
Source: RefSeq, a predicted model, not a curated record
UAAUGAUAGGUUUACGUGUUUCACUUUGUUUUCUUGAGAGAUUUUAAAUUUUAGAGAAAGUCACAGCUUACUUGUCAUUUUAUGAGAAUUCUAUGAAAGUUCUUAAGUACGAUAAAGUAUUUGUGUAAAUAUAAAUAUUUAUAGAAACCUUCGAGAAGAUGGUGAGUGAUUUAAAACCGGAAUGUUCCUUCUCUUGUUGGUAUCCAACAUUUAAAAAAGAUUCCUUGGAAGCUACGAUCCUCGACAUUCCUGAUAAUGUCUUAAAGUACUUGGAGCAUGACGCAUUUAUGAUGCCUAUCGAAGCGGUGAGAUCGUUAGCAGAGAAUUCCGAAUGGACUGAUGGCUCACCGGUGACCAGUGAAGAAGAGGAAACGGACUAUCAACCAACAUUUCCUGAAUUCAGUAAAAAAAUACAAGAUGUAUUAGAUGAAUAUGAUGCAAUAUUCAUUAAAACCAAUUGGAGUUCACCUGCGGAUGCAACAUGGGUUGCACCAACAAAGACUCUCAAAUGUAAAACCUUGGAGGAAGUUUAUUUAUUAUUGAAGAGUUCUGAUAGAAUCGCUAAAGAUCUGAACACCAUAAAAUCUUUGAGAGAUUGUGAGAAUCCUUUGUCAUUCUGUCUAGUAUUGAAACAGUGGCGAGACAUCAAUCCUUGUACAGAAUUCCGUUGCUUUGUUAUGGACAAUGAACUCAUUGCUAUUAGUCAGAGAGAUAUAUCGCAAUACCACAGUUCCAAUGAAUCAGAAAAAUAUAGUAUACAGACAGACAUCAAGAGCUUGUUUUCAGAGCGCAUCAAGGGCAGAUUUCCGUUAUGUAGUUAUUCUUUCGAUGUCGUACGACGUAAAAAGGACAAAGUAAAAAUAAUAGAUUUCGGUCCGAUGAAUGCAUCAUCUACGAAAGGAACGCUCUUUACGUACGAGGAAUUACAAAAUCAUAUUAAUGAUACCCCAGAGUUUCGUUUUAUUGGAGAGGAAAUAGGUAUUCAACCAAAACCUCCUACACACUUUUGCAUUCCACAAGAAAUCAGCGAAUUUUUCCAAUCGAGUGAUAAUGUCACAUUACUGGACAUUAUUCAGAGGGAGGUGGAAAGUCAACGGAAAGAGCAUGAAAAUGCUAAUAAUUCGAAGGAUACUUGAUGUAUAUAAUGAUGAUAAAUAUUUUUCUUAUAUAUAUGAAUAUUAAAAAUCUAACUUUCAGC